GUUUCAAUGAUGCAGUGGAUGGUCGACUUGGAGGGAGGGAGGAGGGUGGUGAAGCCGAGAACAGUCGCAGCAGCGGGAUGAGAAGUGGGAAUUUUGUCUUCUCAUCUAUCCUUCACUCUCUUCCUUGUUGUUCUUCUUCUUCUUCGGCUUCUCCCUUCACUUUUACCUCCCUUGGAAAGAAUAACACACUCUCACAUCUCCCCGCCUUCCCUCUCACUCUGCCCUCCUGUAUCCUGUAUUUCCCCUCCCCCACCACCAUAGCGCUUCGACUCUCCAAAAUUCCCAUUUACUCCCCCACCUAAAAUGCAGGUCCCAUUGCUUCGUCUUCAGUGUGGUGUCAACAGUUAUGACUGGGGUAGGAGUUCCCCGCACUCAGGUCUCUUAUCCACCGUGUGCUUCACGCUGAACGCUCUUCCCAGGCAAAAUCGGCCAUGAGUCUGCGGCCGCCAAAUAUGCAGCUACCUCGUCUGAUCCCGAAUUCUCGAUAGAAGCAGAGAAGCCUUAUGCAGAGGUUGGUGCGCCUGGUGGUUGAGCUUCCGCAAGCUAUCGACUGACCCGAUGACGUAUAGCUCUGGAUGGGCACACACCCCUCCCUCCCCUCCAAGGACUUGGAAACCAGGCGGACUUUGCUCGACAUGGUGCAG
This is a messenger RNA of Aspergillus saccharolyticus JOP 1030-1, 644 nucleotides long. RefSeq lists its product as uncharacterized. NCBI's taxonomy places the organism in Eukaryota, Fungi, Ascomycota, Eurotiomycetes, Eurotiales, Aspergillaceae. The record is from RefSeq and is a predicted model, not a curated record. The coding region runs from base 78 to 302 and encodes 74 amino acids. The transcript is spliced from 2 exons.